GAGCUCCUGCUAUGGACCAGCAGCCCGCUGUCCUGUGUACUGCCCCAGCAUAACAGACAAUGUCCCCGAUGUGCAGAACUUACUGUCUGAGCAGAAGACACAAGAGAAGAGCUCAGAACAUACAAAUCUUGCAAGCUGACCGGAAGACACAGUGUGAAAGGUGGCUGUAAUAAUUCUGUUUCCUUGCUGAAAUACAAUUGAAAUAAGAAGAGUUUAUAUUCUUCAUGACUUCUUGUAGAUACAGACAUAUUUCCUGUUUUGUUUUGUGUUUGGUUCACUUGCAGCCCACAGUUCUUUCCAGUGUUUGAAUGAGUAACGAAAAUAGUAUGUGGCUACAGGCUUUAUUUAUCUUGGAAGGCACAAAGUUAAAGUGGCAAGUUAUCUGGUUUGGUAGAGGAAUUGUGGACUGACAGGUUCAGUUGGGGUCUGGAAGCUGACCUAGCCUUUGCAUCUUCAAAAGAAGGAACAUUUUUAGGUGCAAUUAAAGUCACAAUGAAUUAACCAGAUUUGGGCCAAACUUUUCUAAUGCUGCAAUUCUUCAGUUCAGUAGGACUAAAAACAUCCUAUCAACAGCAGAUGGUACACACACAAGGAGCAGGCUGGGUGAGUUGCCAUUUUCAUAUUGUUGAACUAGAGCUUUUAAAUGGAAGAUCUAGGAUGAGCCACUCACUUUACUGAUUUCUGGAACCACCUGUUUGCAGAGCUCCAGGACUAGCAGACAUCAGUACACUGGACCAGUUUUAUCAGAGACAAAUUUGAGCUUAUGACCUUGGUUUAGAGACUGCUUAUGCUAGUUCAAACAGCAGUGUGCAGCAGCUUGCACUGGCCACUCAGUUUCUUGCUUUAUUACUGCUUUCUGUAGAAUUUCUGUGGCUGUAUUAAUCCAGGAGGAAACCUGUCACAGGGAGGAAAUACACCAGCUCUCUGCCUUCCCAAGGCAGCCAGGAGUUGGCUGUAAACCUCACUGUCGUGCCCUGAAUUGUUUGGCCUACUGAGGCUGAAGGCCGUGUACUUGUCCCUGAAAUGAUGGUCAAUGGAAGAACCGUGUCUAGUUUGGAUCAAUGUACAGCUUUCUCUUGUUGAGAAAAUAGAUCACUGGAUCCAGAAACUAUGAAAAAGGAAUACAGAGAUUACUGGGUCAUUCUUUGCCAUGAGAAGAAAAUGCACUACGACCACCAACAGGGACUAACCAAAAGCACCAGGCAGGGGAGACUGGAUGGGCAGGAAGAACCACAGUAGAUGGAAGAUUUGGAGACUAACUUAAUCCAGACACGAAAAGCAUGUAGAAUAGAGCAAAUGGUAGCAAAAUGGCUCCAUCGAUCUCGGGAUGGUGCAUCCAGGGGCAGAGUGUCUGUGACAGACAGCACCAGUGAUAGCAGUGGCCAGCCUGCCAGCCAUGUCAAACUUACUGUCACAAUAUACAAAGAUUUGGUCCUCCAUCACUACGGAUUUGAGAUUUGUCCAAACCUUCCUCUUACAAUUGCAUCUGUUACUGCAGGGAGCACCGCUGAAGGGAAGCUGCAGCCAGGUGACCAGCUCCUCCUGAUAAACUCUACCGUGGUGGACGACGUGUCUGUCGAACGGGCAGCUGACAUCAUCAGGGAGGCCGGUGAUGAGCUCCUCCUAACCGUCCUGCGCUGCACGUCGGGCGGGCCUAAGUCAUCGUUUCUUACUGCAGAGAAGAGGGCAAGGCUGAAAACAAACCCUGUGAAAGUACGAUUCGCAGAGGAAGUGCUGGUGAAUGGACACACACAGGGGAAUUCCCUUCUUUGUAUGCCCAACGUUCUCAAGGUAUACUUGGAAAAUGGACAGACAAAGGCUUUCAGGUUUGAGAUGACCACUACUGUGAAGGACAUUGUUCUCACCCUGAAGGAGAAGCUCUCCAUCCGGAGCAUUGCACACUUUGCACUUGCUCUGGAGGAGCAGUACAAUGUCGCAAAGAUCCACCUGCUGCAUGAGGAGGAGCUCAUUGAGCAGGUGGUCCAAAAAAGAGAAUCUCAUGACUGCCGGUGCCUCUUCAGAAUUUGUUUUGUCCCAAAGGAUUCCUUAGACCUCCUGCAGGAAGACCCGAUUGCCUUCGAAUAUCUCUACCUGCAGAGCUGCAGCGAUGUGCUCCAGGAAAGAUUUGCUGUGGAAAUGAAAUGCAGUGUGGCAUUACGUCUGGCUGCUCUGCACAUACAGGAGAGGAUCUAUGCUUGUGCUCAGCCACAGAAAGUAUCCUUGAAAUACAUUGAGAGGGACUGGGGAAUCGAAAACUUCAUCUCACCAACUUUGCUUCGAAACAUGAGAGGGAAGGAUAUCAAGAAAGCCAUCAGCUACCACAUGAAGCGGAACCAGGUGCUACUGGACCCUCGGCAGAAGUAUUUCUUCUCUUGCAAAACAAAGCAUAUGCUCGCAGCAGUCCAAGUGCGCCUGAGCUACCUGCAAAUACUGGGAGACCUGAAGAUGUACAAUGGGAAGAUCUUCAAUGCCACCCUGAUGCUACAGGACAGAGAAUCGUACGUUGCCUUGCUGGUGGGUGCGAAGUAUGGGGUGAGCCAGAUUAUCAAUAAUAAGCUCAACAUCAUAACAAGUCUGGCAGAAUUUGCAAAUAUCAGCAGGGUGGAGCUUACAGAGGAAUCUGAAAAAGUGAGCAUGGUGAAAAUCUACCUGCAGGAUCUAAAGCUGCUGACUCUGCUGCUGGAAUCAAACAGUGCAAAAGAUCUUGUCUGCCUCAUCAUUGGCUAUUACAGACUGUUCGUGGAUGCAAAUGUCUCCAUAUUUACCUGGGGAGAGAAAAAACAGCAACUGCACCGUGUCUCAGCUGAAGAAGGGUACGAAUCUCGAACCUGCAGUGACUCUGAAGACUCCUGGGAGCUGGAUUCCUCCUCAGAGCAUUGCUUGGACACUCCUAUAGCACACAGCAGUGCCCAUCUUGUGUGCAAUGAGGAGGAGCUGAGAGAGCUCCACAGCCUGGAGAAGGACAGCACAAAGCCCCAAGCUGGAGGGAAUGACCAAUGUGAUGGGCGUGACAAUGCAACAGACAGCACAUCUGAGGCUUCAGAUUCAGCCAACACAGAGAGCCGAGGGUUUAAGACAAGUGGCUCCAGUGACUCUGUGGAUGCACUGGAGGAAGAUGAGUUGGAAGCUUGCUCUUCAUCCAGGCCAGAGUUCUUCCACUUGUAUACACCAACAGUGCAGGAGAUGAGCAGCUCAGACAAGAGCUUCUUCCCCAUUCGUACUGCAGGAGGCUCCAGAAGGGCAGAAACCAGAGACUACUACUGUUUUUUGCAGGUACCACAUGCAGAGGAGCCUGGGUGUGAAGACAGCCCCUCUGAGCAGAGAGGGGAGGACGUUGGUUCAUCUGUGCUGGAGACAAAGCUGUCUGAGAGAAACACCAUGGGCUAUUACAGCCUGUGCUACAGCAUAUCCCCUGCAGGCAGCGUGGAGAGGAGUACCAUAAGUCACAGCCCUCGAAGUCCUGGGAAAGAUGGGUCUGCCCAGGAAGAGGCACCGUGUGGAGCAGAGCUGACAGCAGACGCAAGCAACCUCAUUUUGGAGCCACCCCCAGGCUUUGGUGACACCAGCUCUGAGGAGGAGUUCUAUGAUGCUGCAGACAAGCUCAGCCCUCCGGAUGACCUGGCAGCAGGCAACAGUAUGAAGUCCCGGGAGGGUACAGACAUCUCCUCCUGCAUCCUAAAGAAACCAAGGUGUUACAGCUUGGGGGAAAACCUAAUGACAAGGCAGACAGCAAGGGAGAAACACAGAAAGGAAAAGGAGCUGACAUAUGCCAGGAGCCUGAGGAAGAGGAGGUCUUUCCUGAAAACCGAUUACACCUCACAGGUCACUUUCCCCUUGGCUCCAGGCUCUCUGCAGAGCUGCUGGUCUUGGCCACCCCCACUCCUUGCUCAGCCCCCGGCUCCACCCUCCUCAGAGAACAUCAAGAAGGAUGCAGAGCUGGGACUUCCUACUGCCACCCAGGCCCAGAGAGACACUGCUAGCACAAACCCAUCCUCUGACUUGAUGGAAAUGGAGCCUGACACCAUGGAAACAAAAUCAGUGACUGACUCGGUGGUGUCUUCCAUUUCAGCGGUUCGCGUGCAGAGUGACCAGCACAGGGAGGAGAGUGCAGACCUUGCCAUACAUGUGGACAGUGGCCUCCAACCGGCAAAUGUUGUAUAUUCACAUUCCCUGUCCCUGGAGGAAGCCAUACCCCUUCCUGGGGUACAAAGCAAAGCUGCCCAGGAAAGUUGCUCCAUGAAGACAAAUACUGCAUGGCCGAGUGAGGAGAGCUGUGUGGCCACUGGAAGCAGGCUGGCCCAAGUGGCACUGGAAGAGGUGGGUGAGGCAAUGGCAGCCCAGCACAAGGCUGGCAAGGUACCCCCAUUCCUGGUCCAAGAGGCGACCUGUCCUGUUAAUGAACACACACUGCCACCAUCAGCUCAUGGCCCCAGUGUGGCCUCUCCCCAUGAGGUGACCCAGGACCAGGAACUGGUCCCCACUGCUGGGAGGCAAGCAGCAUGUGAGGAGCCUGUCCCAGCUCUCUGUGAAGAAAGAAAAGCUAAUUGUGACAGCUGUGCUGAAAAUAGCAGUAACGGUGCCUUGUCACAGGCAAAGAGCAGACAACUGAUAAACAAAGAGGCCUUACAGAAAGUGCACAAGAAAAAUCAUGUGGGUUUUCCAGAUGCAACCCAGCUCUUAACAGAUUGCAGCAACACUUCAGGAGUUAUAACUCGCCUCUCCUGGCUCUCAUUUGGGGUGAGGACAGACCUCACAUCACCCAGCCCAUCUCAGGAAAGGGCAGAUAUCCCACUAGAGCUUUUGGCUUCCGAGAAGACCAGUGGGUGCCUGGGGGCUGAUGCGGUCAGAAGGGAGAUGCAAACAUGCACAGUUGGACUACCCUUUGAGAAAGAGUUGAUAGGCAGCCAGGGGCUGAAUGAAAGAGGGUCCAGGGAAGACACAGGAGAUGUGGCUCACAAACAGCCGCGGGCUGUUCAGACUCUUCUUCCUAGACAACAGGCUACUGAGGUGGGGAAAGACUCUCCUCUGACUCCAUCUCUAGAGCUUUCCAUCUCCUCAGGCCCAAUUCCCUUGGGCUCAUUGGGGAAAAGAGCAGGAGACCAUGGAGCUUCAAAACANNNUUUCCUCUGCUUUAGCCACAAGAAGGAUGAACAGACCCCUUCCGACCCCAUCAUGACCAGUUCCUUGGCUUUUCCCACAAUGAAGAAGACUUCUCCACAGCUUGGGGUGGACAAGUGCAGCUGUCGGCUGUCCUACAUCAGCUGCUUCCACAGGCCUGAUGACAGUGGGGAACGUGAAACCACUAUCUCCAUGUGCAGCAUGUUUCAGAGGCCCCUCACCACCCCACCAUCCAGCAACCACAGCCUUACUGGGAUCCCAGUCUCCAUUGCUAGGGAUGGGGCAUGGUGGGACCCUCAUGUCCAAGCCCUCAGCCAGCUGAAGGACCAAGCAUGGAUGAGCCCUGCAGAUUUCUCCCGCUUCCUAGCCUAUACCACAGAGCUUCAGGAGGUUGUGGGGAAGCUCUCUGGGAACCAAGCAACCCACUUGCAAGAUCAAUGUGCAGAGCAGGGUGCUGAGAGCAAGAGUGCCCUUGGCUUAGCCUCCCGGGACCUGCUGUCCAGUUGCCAGGAGCUCCUGAAAAUAGAGCAGCCCCUCAAAGAGCUGCAGGGUGUGCUUAGGGUGACAUUCGACCACCUGGUUCAGCUGGCAGUGGCCUGCUUCCAGGUGACGCACUGCCAGCAGUGCAGGCAGAGGCAGCAGGAGCUUGGGACUGCGCUUAUGGAUGUAGUGGGUACCUACCACCAGCUUGUGCAGGCUGUUCACCAGCAGCUUCACAGGCAAGGCUGCCCAGAUCUGGGUACCAAGCUCCUGGCCCGCCAACACACAGCCCUUAGAGCUUCCAUGUUUUGUCUCCUGCAGCAGUUCAGGGUACCCUCGUUGUUGUGACAGAGCUGUUUGAUGACACACGGGUGCACUGGCUGGGGAAGAGCCCAGCCAUGUUCCCUCUGUCCGCUGCCAGGCUCUUCCUUGCAGGAUAUUUAGCCUCACAGCUUGAGAAUGGUCACGGAAGGAUGUGUCCAUGCAUGCCAGCUUAGCUCCACCACGAGCUGCCCUGUCCAAGGGGUGGUCAUGGGGUAAGGCAUAAUGCCCUCCAGCCUAGCUUUGUGUAAUUGUGCGUGCAGAAUCUUUAUGUAAUAUCCAAACUUGUAGAGUACUUCAGUGGCUUAUGUAUCUUGCCUGGAGCUUGUCCCUCACCUCCCAAAGGCCUUGCAGGGGGCCAGUCUCAAGGUGGUGUCUUAGCUGCCUUCUGUUGCCUGUGGAGAAAGACAGGAGCCUUUUUGCCUGCCUUUCCUCCCACUCCUUGCUCUGCAGGCAGACUGUAAAGUAGAGUGACAUCAGCUCCCACCCUGGCCCAACACGAAGGAACCCAGACUGCUUUGUCCACCUUCUCUGGCCGAUGGUGUGUCUGGACUUGUAAUGGAAACUUGUUCGGGAACAAAACUAUGCUCUAUUUAACUGCUUUUCCUUGCAAGAGCUGAAGUGAGGGUUGUCCCAGGCAGGGGAGACACCACCAUAUCCUGCUCUUCUGAUACGGUUUGUGUGUGUCAGCCAGCUCUUCUGUUUGCUGAUGUUUGAGAAAGCAUGGCAGGGGGUUAACCAGGGACUGCUUAUGGAUCCGUGUCUUCCAGAAGGAGUAAGGCCUGAGACUGAAAUGCAACCUUCACAGCUGUGGAGAUGACCCAUUAUGGUGGCCUGCCUAGGUGAGGGCAAGCCCCUUUUCCCAACCUCAUCAGUAGCUCAUGUGCAGUACAUCCCUAGUUAGGUAUGAGCUGUUUUCCCUUAAAGGUCGUCUUAGUGCCCUGUAACGAAGAGGACAAAGGUAGGUCCCUGAUGGCUGGUGUCUGGCAUAGGGGCUUGUUUGGGAACACUGCCUUUCUCUGUUGCGUGAUGAGUUGUUGCUGCAGCAGGUCAGUUGCUGCAGCCGUGUCCUCAGGAUGGAGGGAUCUGCACCAGGUGGUAGAGGAGCAUGGGCAGGUCAUAAGAGGUAGUCAGCUCUGCCCAUGCACACCACGUCUACCCAAGCACCAGGGCAGUGUGGGACAGGAUUGUCCUGUGGCUCUGUUACAUCUGAGGAGGCCACCCCCACUUUUUUUGCUCAUUCUUUAAUACUUCCAGAGGGAGUAAAGGGCAAGUUCUCGCAGCUGAACCCUGCUGUGGAAGAGCAUGGAAGCUGGGGCAGAAGGGAGUGCUGCUGCACCCCUAAGAGACCUCCCUAACCAGGCAGACUCUUGCAGCCAGGCAAGGAAAUACCCACAGAAAUUUGGCAACUUUUAGUAGCCCUACGCCAGAUAACAUACAGCUGCUAGGCUCACAGUGUGCCUGCAGGCAGCAGCUAGCUAACCAAGGGCAGUCUCUUUUCCUGGCCACACAGGAGGGUAGCACUGCCAGGUGGUUUGGGUUAGCAUAUACUGCUGCAUAGCAAACUCAGGGGCUUAAUUAGAAACUUUGAAGUCUCUUACACUGAAGCCCAAGUGCAGAUUCCUAACUACACAGCCACAGCUGAUGAGCAGGAGGAUGUGAAGAGUAAGAACUGGAAGAGCCCAUUGGGCACAGCAGAGCAACAGCCAGCAGCAAGCGCGUGCAGCCUACGGGGGGGAGCAACCUCUGUGUCCACCAACAGCUCUUGCAGCAGGCCCUACUGAUGCUGCCACAUGAGCACUGAGCUCCAGGUGUUGUAAAAGGCUCUUGAUGUGAAGGAGGAAUGAAAACACACAACCACAUGAGAUAGGUAAUUUACCUCAGAAGAACUUCAAGUCCUUCCACUGGUGGUUAGACAUAGUUAUUGACUGUGAGGGUUUUGUUUUGUUUGGCGUUUUUUUAGCAACACUGGCUGAGGUAACAUAUCAACCUAGAUGCAUCAAAAAUGCUUUCUGCUGUGGCUGUGAAAUACAUCUCUGCU
Messenger RNA from Egretta garzetta (little egret), 7960 nucleotides. It is a transcript of the gene FRMPD1, whose product is annotated as FERM and PDZ domain containing 1. The transcript has 18 exons. The record is from RefSeq and is a predicted model, not a curated record. Gene Ontology annotation, molecular function: protein binding. NCBI's taxonomy places the organism in Eukaryota, Metazoa, Chordata, Aves, Pelecaniformes, Ardeidae. Gene Ontology annotation, cellular component: cytoskeleton. The coding region runs from base 1240 to 5946 and encodes 1568 amino acids. Gene Ontology annotation, biological process: signal transduction.